AUGGGCGAGAAGAUUCCAGUAGCAGAAAUCACCAAACAUUCUUCAGCCGAGGACUGCUGGAUUGUAGUCAAUGGCAAAGUCUACGACCUAUCCAAAUUCGCCCCAGAACAUCCUGGAGGCGCAGAGAUGAUCUGGAAAUGGGCAGGCAAAGACGGCACAAAAACCUACAACAUGUACCACUCUGCCAAACUCAUUGAAGAAACCCUCUCUGCCUCCGAAAAACUUGGCGACUUCGACGAAUCCACAAUCACAGAAACCUGGACCCAAGCCCAAAAAGAACAAACCGAACCUGCACCGGCGGAUCCAAACGAAAAACCUCCUUUAUUUUCCCUCAUCAACCUCGAUGAUUUUGAACGAGCUUUCGAGAAAGCCGGUUCCAAGAAGGCUUGGGCGUACAUCUGGGGCGCUUCCAACGAUCUUCUUUCUUUAAAUGCGAACAAGUCCGCCUGGCAUAAACUCUGGUUCCGUCCACGUAUCAUGCGUGACGUCUCAAAAGUCAAGACGGAAAUGACGAUGCUGGGAGCAAAAGUCCAAAUGCCAGUGUGGAUCGCACCCAUGGGCAUCGCAAAAACCGCGGGGCCUGAAGGAGAAACCGCUUUAGGUGCUGGAGCUGCCGCAGCAGGGAUCGUUCACUGUAUGUCCACGGUUGCGAGUAUGAGCAUCGACGAUAUCAUCGCAAGUGUACCGAAGGAUUACCCGUACUUUUUUCAGCUGUAUGUCGAUAAAAACCGUCAGAAAACUGAAGCUACGCUCAGAAAGGUGGCUGGGAUGGAACAAAUUAAAGCCGUUUUCGUCACGGUGGAUUUACCGGUUGUGAGUAAGCGGGAAGCGGAUGAGAGGUUGAUCGGGCAAGAAACUUCGAGUGUGUAUGCCAGCGGGCAGAAAUCUGGAGUCGAUAAGAAAGGUGGUGGGAUGGCGAGGAUGGGAGCAUCUUUUAUCGAUUGGGCGCUGACUUGGGAUGAUAUCCCUUGGAUUAAGAAAGUUUCGGGGAAGCCGAUUGUUGUGAAGGGGAUUCAGAGUUCUGCUGAUGCGAAAAUUGCGAUGCAGAUGGGUUGUGAAGGGAUUGUGGUUUCUAAUCAUGGGGGGAGGGCGCUGGAUAAUUCUCCAGGGACUUUGCUCAUUUUGCUGGAGCUGAGGAGGGAUUGUCCGGAGGUGUUUGAGAAGAUGGAAGUUUAUGUUGAUGGCGGUGUGAGGAGGGGAAGUGAUAUUUUGAAGGCGGUUUGUAUUGGUGCCAGAGGGGUAGGUGUUGGCAGGCCGUUUCAGUGUGCGAUUCUGUAUGACCGGGAGGGUGUGGAACAUGCGGCGAAUAUCCUUCAAGACGAGCUCGAGACUGCUAUGCGAUUGUGUGGUGUGACUGAUUUGGAGAAGUACCGCUUGCUCGAGAUAAGCCCCGCCUAA
Messenger RNA from Pseudocercospora fijiensis CIRAD86, 1398 nucleotides. RefSeq lists its product as uncharacterized. The coding region runs from base 1 to 1398 and encodes 465 amino acids. NCBI's taxonomy places the organism in Eukaryota, Fungi, Ascomycota, Dothideomycetes, Mycosphaerellales, Mycosphaerellaceae. Gene Ontology annotation, molecular function: oxidoreductase activity. The transcript is spliced from 4 exons. The record is from RefSeq and is a predicted model, not a curated record.